UUUUUUUUUUCUUCCGCUCUUAUACUUCACUUCAGUUUCUUGUAUCGACUAGUUUCUCGGACACGUUGCGUUUUGCCAGUUGGACUAAAGGCGCAGAAUUUCCCUCAAACUUUGUCAACAAAACAAAACAAAACAUCCAAAAAAAAGAAACAGAAUGGCAACUUGCAAGAUCCUCUUUUUUCUCCUUGCACUGUGUAUAUGGUGUGGGAACUGUGAUGUGUUUUAUAAGCGAGUCGGGGACGAUGUUUCCAUGGAUUGUGGAGUGCCUCCAAACAGUGAUAUAGAUUGGAAAUUUAACAACGAGCUCAUCUUAGGCAUUAAAGGCAGAAGUGGAACUAGACGGAUGGGUUCCUCCCAUAUUACGUCAAAAGCAAAAGCAUAUGGAGACACUCUGAAGGUUCCCAGACUGGAGACAAGAGAUGCUGGAGUCUAUUACUGCAGGCAGUCAGGAAAACAAUACACUCUGUAUGUUGUGUCAGUCUUUGCUAAACCAGGCCCAGUGCUGGUGCAGUCUAGUGAUGCAGAGCUGCACUGUGACAUUACAGGAGACACAAAAAAGGAAGUUCUGUGGCUGAAACCUCCUAAUGAUCAAAAACAUAAUGAAAAAAAUCAAAUAAUUCACCUGAAGUCUGUGACUUCAGAAGAAGCAGGCCAGUGGACGUGUCAGGUCAAUGAUGAAUUGAAGCUCACUGUAACAUUGACUGUUGUUGGUCUCCAGACCAAACCUGUUAAUGUUUCUGAAGGGGACGACAUAGAGCUGCCCUGUUCUGUUCCUCAGAGUGUAUCUCAGCGUGUUGUGGGUGGGAAAUGGAAGGCUGACCACCUUCCCACAGUCUCUUUCCCAACCCUGACGAACACAGAAGGCAAAGGCUUACACUGGAAUGGCGAGGAUUUAUCAAAAGUCAACUUUACUACAGAGCAACUCAGCACCAACUUUGCUGUCACUUUGAAAAAUGUGCAGAGCAGUGAUGAAGGGACGUUUGUGUGUACAGUGGAGUUUGAGGGUGGAGCGAGUCUAAGUGUUGAGACGACUUUGAUGGUUGUUUCUAAACCUUCAGGGGUGCCCGUCGAGUCAAUGCUCCCCCUUGGCGAUGGGCAUGUGGCCACUCCUUCCAUUUGUGGUACUGCAGAUGCUCCAGACCCUGCAUUGCUUAAUCUGAAGGAGUUAAAGAGAUGUGUGGAAGAAGCUCGAGCCGGUCCAUCUGAGGCAUCUUCUACUGUAUCAUCUCAGGACAUCUCCUCAUAUUCUCCAGAUGAGCCUUCUCCCUCACAAGACACAGCGUUUGUACAGAGUUCAGCCUCUGGGGAUGACAUUGAGUCUCUUGAAAGAAAAAAGCUCAAUUUGCAGAUUAAGUUGCUGGAAAUUCAAAAUGAAUAUUACGCACAAAAACUGAAAAAAAUUAAAGAAUAGUCAAUGUUUGUAUGGUUGUUUUUUUUUGUUUUUUUUU
Messenger RNA from Labeo rohita (rohu), 1448 nucleotides. RefSeq names its product hemicentin-2. Gene Ontology annotation, molecular function: protein tyrosine kinase binding; MHC class II protein binding. Gene Ontology annotation, biological process: interleukin-15-mediated signaling pathway; positive regulation of ERK1 and ERK2 cascade; T cell activation. Lineage: Eukaryota; Metazoa; Chordata; Actinopteri; Cypriniformes; Cyprinidae. Bases 155 to 1411 code for a protein of 418 amino acids. Gene Ontology annotation, cellular component: membrane raft; external side of plasma membrane. The transcript is spliced from 9 exons. The record is from RefSeq and is a predicted model, not a curated record.